Messenger RNA from Amorphotheca resinae ATCC 22711, 1284 nucleotides. RefSeq lists its product as hypothetical. Gene Ontology annotation, biological process: pyrimidine nucleotide-sugar transmembrane transport. The coding region runs from base 1 to 1284 and encodes 427 amino acids. The record is from RefSeq and is a predicted model, not a curated record. Lineage: Eukaryota; Fungi; Ascomycota; Leotiomycetes; Helotiales; Amorphothecaceae. Gene Ontology annotation, molecular function: pyrimidine nucleotide-sugar transmembrane transporter activity. The transcript is spliced from 3 exons. Gene Ontology annotation, cellular component: intracellular membrane-bounded organelle; Golgi membrane.
AUGGCUGUCAAGGCCCUCGUCCCGCUGCUGGUCACCUUGAUGCUGGUGACCGGCGUCUGCAAUACCCUCCUCACCAAAUACCAGGACAAUAUUUGCAUUCGCGACUGCGAUGACCCCGAUCCGAAAAAACACAAGAUGUUCGAACAGCCUGUUGUCCAAACAGCGCAAAUGUUCAUAGGAGAGAUGGGCUGCUGGCUUCUCGUCGGUAUCUUUUCCCUUUAUCGACGAUAUACCAAGGGCUCCGCGCCAGAUGCAGAUGGCUAUCAGCCUGUUAACGGCACAGAGAAUGGAGUCGUCGACGACCAUGAUGCCGAUAGUAUACGUAGCACUGCGCCGCUAAACCCAGCCGCUAAACCAUUGGAACAGAAUGUUGAGGACAGAAUACCGUUGGAGGGGUGGAGGGUUCUGCUAUUGUCUCUUCCUGCCAUUUGCGAUAUUUGCGGGACGACCCUUAUGAAUGUCGGGUUGUUGUUUGUGGUCCCAUCUAUUUACCAGAUGACGAGAGGAGCUUUGGUCUUGUUUGUUGGGCUAUUCAGUGUCAUUUUCUUGCGGAGGAAGUUACACCUCUUCCAGUGGUUUGCACUGGUCACCGUGGUGCUCGGUGUGGGGAUUGUAGGGUUGGCUGGGGCCUUGUAUAAGGAUCCCAAGGCGGCUCCCUCAGCACUUCUGCUUGCCAGGGAGGCUGUUACUAUUGUUGCCAGGGAAGCAAGAACACCGGAGGCUCUUCGAGCCAUCAUUGGCGUCUUCUUAAUUGCUGGAGCUCAGAUCUUCACGGCAUCACAGUUCGUCCUGGAGGAACAUAUAUUGGAGAAAUAUGCUUUGGAACCCCUCAAAGUCGUGGGGUGGGAAGGGGUCUUCGGUUUUUCGAUCACUGUUGUGGGAAUGAUUAUCCUGCAUCUUGCUAUUGGAAGGACAGAAGCAGGGAGGUAUGGCUAUUUCGAUGUGGUGGAAACUUGGAGAGAAAUCACUCAAUACAGGAGUAUUGCCAUUUCGAGCGUCCUGAUCAUGAUCAGUAUUGGGGGUUUUAACUACUUUGGACUGUCAGUGACGAGGACUGUAAGUGCGACAUCCAGAUCGACUAUCGACACGUCCCGGACGUUAUUCAUCUGGAUCGCAUCAUUAUUUCUCGGAUGGGAAACGUUUAAGUGGCUCCAGGUUCUGGGAUUUAUACUGUUGGUUUACGGUACUUUCCUCUUCAAUGGUCUCGUCAGGCCACCAUUGAGAAGUUGUGCCGAACGCGAUACAGAAGAACUUCUUCCGGAAGAGCCAAUAGAGCAUGUAUAA